UGGAGCUACAUUGGAUUCAGGCUGGGAUUUUCUGACGCCGUAUGUUUUUCUGUAAUUAUUUGUUUCCUAAUAUUGUUGGGGGUUUCGCACACCGAGCGCGAUCGGCGCCGUAAUCGGCAGUGGAAAUGAUGAACUCCAGUGUCGACCUGUCCCGGAGGAAUCCGCAGGAGGAUUUCGAGCUGAUCCAGAGGAUAGGAAGCGGCACAUACGGAGAUGUGUACAAGGCUCGUAAUGUAAACACAGGAGAGCUGGCUGCAAUCAAAGUCAUCAAGCUGGAGCCAGGUGAGGACUUUGCUGUCGUCCAGCAGGAGAUCAUAAUGAUGAAGGACUGUAAACACUCCAACAUCGUGGCCUACUUUGGCAGUUAUCUCCGGAGAGACAAGUUAUGGAUCAGUAUGGAGUACUGUGGAGGAGGUUCUCUGCAGGAUAUCUAUCACAUUACCGGGCCUUUGUCAGAGUCACAGAUCGCCUACAUGUCACGGGAGACCCUACAGGGUUUAUACUAUUUACACAAUAAAGGCAAAAUGCACAGAGACAUCAAGGGAGCCAACAUCCUCCUGACAGACAACGGCUACGUUAAGCUAGCUGACUUUGGUGUAUCGGCCCAGAUCACAGCGACUCUAGCCAAGAGGAAGUCGUUCAUUGGAACCCCGUACUGGAUGGCUCCAGAGGUAGCAGCAGUGGAGAGGAAAGGAGGUUACAACCAGCUGUGUGAUAUCUGGGCUGUGGGCAUUACUGCAAUCGAGCUGGCUGAACUGCAGCCCCCCAUGUUUGACCUGCACCCCAUGAGGGCUCUCUUCCUAAUGACCAAGAGCAAUUUCCAGCCUCCUAAGUUGAAAGAUAAACUCAAGUGGACAAAUAACUUCCACCAUUUUGUCAAACUGUCCCUCACCAAGAACCCAAAGAAGAGGCCCACAGCUGAGAAACUGCUGCAGCACCCGUUUGUGUCGCAGCCUCUCAGCAGGACUCUGGCGAUAGAACUGCUGGACAAAGCCAACAACCCAGACCACAGCACCUUCAACGACUUUGAUGAUGACGACCCUGAGCCAGAGUCUCCGGUCUCUGUUCCUCAUCGCAUUCGUUCCACCAGCAGGAGCACCAGAGAGGGAAAGACGCUGUCAGAGAUCAACUUUGGACAGGUGAAGUUUGAUCCUCCAUUGAGAAAGGAGACAGAACCUCAUCAUGAGCCGUGUGAAUCUGAGCCCUAUCUGGACUGUGUUGAGGAGCUCUACUAUACCGCCAGAUCUAAUAUGGAAUUGCAGUUGGAGUAUGGCCACGACUCACCAAGUCUACUGGGAGGAAACAAGAGUCUUCUCAAAUCUGUGGAGGAGGAGCUGCAGCAGAGGGGCCAUGUGGCACACUUAGGGGAUGAUGAGGAUGAGGAUGAUGAUGGUGCAGAUGAUGAUGAAACUCACACUCAUAAAUCCAGCACCAUCAUGAGGCCAAAGGUCCCGCCUCCACUUCCUCCCAAGCCCAAGUCCAUCGCGUCCACCACGUCCCAACAGCAACAAAAACACGACGAGAGCCAAUCACACAGUGAGGACGACGGCGGAGGGGGAGGUACCAUCAAACGCUGCCCAGUCCCGGAGACGUCGAGCCCGGCAAAGGCAGCCUCCAAUGUCCCCCCGCGACCCCCGCCCCCGAAGCUGCCACCCCACCGCCGCAGUAGCCUAGGUAACGAGAGCCCCAAGUGCACGGACGUGGAAAACUCUGCCCCAGAGGAUGAUGGGAGCUUUAGACAUUUCUGGGAGUGGCUCCACACGCCUCACACAGAGGAGGAGCUGGAGGAGGCAUGGGAGGUGCUGAAGGAGGUGAAAGAGGAGCAGGAAAAAGAGGAGGAAAAGGAAGAGAGUAAUGGCUUGAGUUCUCCACAUACUGGAGAGAGGGACAGUCCAGCAGAAAGGCAGUCCACUAUGCCCCCUAGCGUCCCCAUACGGAAAGACAAGAAGGACGUCGCUCCGAAGCCGAUCAGUAAUGGACUCCCACCAACACCUAAAGUUCAUAUGGGUGCAUGUUUCUCCAAGGUGUUCAACGGUUGUCCUUUGAAGAUCCACUGCGCGACAUCCUGGAUCAAUCCCGACACCAGAGACCAGUAUUUGAUAUUUGGAGCUGAAGAGGGAAUCUACACAUUAAACCUUAAUGAACUGCACGAGACCUCGAUGGAACAGCUCUUCCCUCGGCGGUGUACCUGGCUAUACGUCAUGAACAACUGUCUUCUCUCCAUAUCCGGCAAAGCCUCUCAGCUGUACUCUCAUACUCUGAGCGGUCUGUUUGAGCAGGCCAGACAGUUACAGAAGUUACCAGUAGCCAUUCCCACACACAAGCUGCCUGAUAAGAUGAUUCCCAGAAAGUUUGCUGUGUCUAAUAAAAUUCCAGACACUAAAGGGUGCCAAAAGUGCUGUGUAGUCCGUAACCCGUACACAGGCCAUAAGUACCUGUGUGGAGCCUUUCAGUCCAGUGUCAUGCUGUUGGAGUGGGUGGAGUCCAUGCAGAAGUUUAUGCUCAUCAAGAACAUCGACUUCCCGUUGCCCUGUCCACUGGAGGUCUUUGAGAUGUUGGUGGUGCCGGAGCAGACCUACCCUCUGAUCUGCGUGGCGGUCAGUAAAGGCACGGAACUCAACCAGGUGGUUAAGUUUGGCACCGUCAACCCCAACUCUACCUCCUCGUGGUUCACAGAAGCAGACACACCACAGACGUGUGUGAUCCACGUCACCCAGCUAGAGAGGGACACUAUUCUAGUCUGCCUCGACAGGUGUAUAAAGAUAGUGAACCUCCAGGGCAGGUUAAAAUCCAGUAGGAAGUUGUCAGCUGAGCUCACCUUCAACUUCCAGAUCGAAUCAACAGUUUGUCUUCAGGAUAGUGUACUAGCCUUCUGGAGGCAUGGCAUGCAGGGGCGGAGUUUCAAGACCAACGAGAUCACCCAAGAGAUCUCCGACAGCACACGCAUCUUUAGACUACUGGGAUCAGACAGGGUGGUGGUGCUGGAGAGCAGGCCUACGGACAACCCUACAGCCCACAGCAACCUUUACAUCCUGGCAGGUCAUGAGAACAGCUACUGAGACUCACGAACACAAAAAACACACUCUCUAAGCAGCCACUAAUGCAGACAAGGGGGUUGAGCAACUCGAAGAUACAGUCAGCCCAGUCUUACCGCUUACCCAACCCAAAAACUCCUGUCGGCCAUUUAACUGGGAGAUGAGGGAGCUGUUCGUGGGCGCCGAUGUGGACUCCCAGGUGCAGACAUUAAAAUAAACCACAGUGUUACAUGUGUACUAGCUAAGCGUGUUGUAGUAGAGCAGCGGGUUGUCGACACUUAUCUGACACAGUGAGGUUUAAAACUGCUGGUCUGUACCCAGAAUCCUUCCUGAUACCCUCCCCUGCACACUGCACACUGGGAAAAAAAAAACGGCUUCCAGCACAGAAGUCUGACUUCAACACUACUUCUACUACUUCUUGUACACAUACUACAACUACUACUGCUACUGCUAAUUGUGCUAAAGCUUUACAGAAGGGCCACCUUGCACAGGAAAAUCUGUCCUUCAUCAUCUAUUCGUGUCUUCCUCCUCUUCUUCUUCCCUUCUCUCCCAUAUUUUUUAAACUACACUUUUAUUUAUUGUGGCAUGAUGUAACUUUAGCGAACAGGAUGGCUCACCUGUUUCAUUUGAUUUUUUUUUUUUUUUUUUUUUUAAGGAUAAAGAGAAGAAAAAAAAAAAGACUAAAAAGCUUUGCCACCUCUGCUAGCAAUGAAUUCCAAUACCCGUCACCACACCACACAAGUGCUUAAUUGACCUCUAUUUAAUUGUUGUAAAUAUAAAUGUAGUAUUUUUUGACAGAGCCAAACACUAAAAGACUGGUCAUGUAGAUAGGUGUGUGUAUAGUCGCUCUGUACAUCUGUGGAGACCGACAGUGAGACAAGGCGGGCAUGGAAGAGUUACGGGGCUGUAGAUUCACUUCCAUGAACAUGUGACGAGAGUCAAGAACUCCCCCCCCCCCACCCCUGCAGUCUCCUCAGGUGGACAGCUUAGGUAACAUGAUACUACUCUAAUAACAAUCUGGAGCUCAGGAAUGACCUGAGCAGACACAGCAAGCAGCACCGAUUGAUCAUUUUCUUAAAGCAUGACUCACCCUCAAACCGCCUGCACAUUCUGCACGUCGUCACGGCUGCAGACGUCAGUAAGUUCCAGUCGUUUUCCGUUUUUUUUUUCCCUCACUUUUUGACAUCAUUUUUUGUUUUGUUUUUUUAAAUUCUAUUUUAAUCAGAAAGUUUUUUUUUUUUUUUUCAUUUAAUACUUUUCUUUAUCGAACCACUGGUGUUAAAAUUUUGCACAGAGAAAAUGGUAUUUGACAAACAAAUGUGACGUCAUUAUAAUAUAUGACCCUGUGUGUGUAUGCACAGUGUGUAGGUAUGUGUGUGUGUGUCUAGACAUAGAGUUAUGCACAUACUAAGUGCAUCAUGUACAGAUCCGGUCUUAAACAAGUAACAGUUUUAUUUCUGCCUGAUGUCCAACAAGAAAAAAAAGCUGGAUUUACACAGAAAGAUUUUAUUUUAUAUUUAUCCAGAACACUUUGUUGAUUUUAACUUUCAGCCACGAUUUCUGCCAUUAAAUUUAACCUCUAACGAAUUCCACGUCUGGAGUAUGCAACAUAUUCACGAUUCAUGACCUGUUCUGUUAAAGUAGCUACAUCAAAUUGUUAAAAUGGGGCAGAUACAACAGAUCAUAAUGUAAAGAGUACAAUAAGAACUUAAAACUCCCAUUCUUAGCUAACUACAGCGCUAAUAUCCUUCAAAAGAAAAAAGGGAUUCCCAUGAGAGGUUCAUAAUAAGCUAAAACAACAUUCUGGGUACUUCUGUGUGCACAGUGAUAAUAUGCUGUUAAAAAAAACAUCUGUUUUGUUGCACUGAACAUCUGCAAACUCUUAAAUAUGCCACAGUUGUUUAAUGCCAAUCGAACAGCUUGUUGAUGAGCCUGUAUGAGCUUAAAACGAAUAGAAAACUUUAUAUAUAGUUCUACUGUUUCAGAAAGAACAUGUUAUUUAAACUUUGAGCGACACUAUUAGAACAUACGCAAGCCAAGAAAUGCGUUGGGAAUUACAUUUCUGUGCAAGUCCAAACUAUUUUAAUUAAUUUUAGUCUCAUUUUUAACAACCUUAGUUGCUGUGACUUGUUUAAAGGCCGACAUCUGUAUGAAAGAUGACCUCAUGCAUGUAGAUAAUAUGCACUCUGUGGUGUGUAGGAGUCUACAUGUGGCAGUACACUACCAGUCUUUACAAGCUGUAACACGGGGGGGAGGGGGGGAGGGGCUUUAAAGGCCUACAACACUAGUUUAGAGACACCAUUACUUACAGGGCUGAAGUUUUUUGGGUUCAUUCUUCCUAAGAUGUCAAUCCCUCAUUUGUUAAUUAUCCAGCUUAGAACAGAACAAUGAGAUUAAUGAAAACACACAAGACUGCUGGAGAGGUUUACUACCUGCUCUCCACAUGACGCAUGAUUUCAUCAGAUCAACAGCUGCAGCAAAGACCAUUAACGUACUGAUAGGGCAAUGAUUAGUGGGUAACGUUAAGUCAAGCCAAUGUUUGAUCUAUUUCAACAUUUUGGCUCUCUGUCGAAGUGUUGGGUUGUUAUAGGAAUAUUUCACUAUGUUGGGGGACUUCUUUAAGAGAAUGUAACAGCUUUAUAUUCCUGCUGACCUCCCAUCAAACCUUCAUUAGGUUAUGUUUGAUUUAUUUUUCUCACACCCAACAAGGAAGCAUGCCCUCUCUCUAAACAUCCAUUGACAGGAAACACAGCAUUGCCCCCCCCCACAUACAUUUUCAUCGUGUUUUCAUGAGUUUUAUUUUUUAUUAGUCAUCCUCCCGCCCCAGAUCAGCUCCUGAUACUUUAGUGCAAGUAGCUGAAUAAGCAUAGUUUAGUAAGUGUAAAGAGCUUGAAUCCACUGGGAGGAUGAACAUUAUUUCUCUUCCUCUGUGAACACUUUUAUUUUGAAAAUGCCCAUUGAAUGUCACUUUGCACCUGGAAAACAAACAACAUGCAUACCAAACAUACAAGAGCUAAAGAUGCUAAACUUGAUUGCCCUGUAGUAAGCUAGGAGUGGAAACUUUCCUAAUAUUGUUCCCUUUAUAGGACUUGUAAUACGCCAUAUAUCAGCCAUAGCAGAGUUAGAUGUCAAAUAGGUUGAACUCUUCUGGUAAGAUCUGGAGAGCACCGAGAUCAUGAAAUGUGUCAUGCACGGAGGGAAACUAUUUCAAACUGCCAUGCAGAGAAUAUCAAACUUACUCAAAAGUAACCAUAGACCUUAAAAUGCUUUUAAAAGCAUCUAAAUGUAAAACUGUAGAAAAAGCAAACAAUGUAUUUUUUAGCAUUAUUUUCAACUGCCUUAUAAUUGAAUUUACUACCACAGACGUGUGAUUUAGCCAAACCCUGCUCAUUAAUCUGCUACUUAGCCAACAUGGUGUCAUAGAUUCAGGACUGCAACCAAAAACAUUUUCCAAGAAUUUGUUCUCUCAGUGUCCAAACAAUAGUUCUGCAAGUAUACUACCAAGCCUAAGACUGGCAUCAUCAGCCAUUAUGUCUAUUAAUCAUGUGUCAUAUAAAAGCUUGAUUUAUUGAAUUUGAUUGGUCACUUGCCAUUCUACUAGUUGUAAUAUCAUGCCUUACCAAACACGUUACCGGGUCAUAUUUCGUUGUGAAAAUGUUCUCUCCUUUCUUAACAUUUCAGCGGCUUGACGCAACAUUUAAUUAGGAAAUAAGAUGCCAAAUUAUGUUGUGGAAAAUAGUGAUGGCCAAGUUUAGAUAGUUAACCUGGUGGUAAGUCCUACUUAAUGAAAAAAAUAGUUUGAUUCAAAAGACAGCCAUCAACAGCGCACAUGGUUAAGGUUAGCUCCUGUGAACAUUCACAUUUAAAGGUUUUUGUUACAGAAAUAACAAUCUGCUUGUAAUCUGUAUUGAUUUCUUUUCCUUUUGGUUUUGGUGCAAUUUGUCCGUUUUGCAGCAACACAAAAGUGUUCCGCAGGAUAGCAUGACGCUCUGUGAUAAUGCUUCAAUAAUAGACUCCAGUUGCAUCUGUUGUCCUCUAACGCCGGUGCCAACAUGGUUACUCUUGGUGGGUUUUACAGAAAAAUUAAAGAGUCUGUUUUUUUUUAUUUUAUUUUAACUGCUAUUAAAUUAAACCAUGAGUGAAACAUAAAUCAUAGGCAUUGUUUUACGCUGUGGGCACCAUAUAUGUGUUGACAGUCACAAAAAAUUGGCAAUGAAAUGGUUUUUCAGAGAUUGCUUGUUCUUGUCUACAUGUGGUGAACCUGAUGAAUCUUGUGCUCCAUCCAGAUUAAAGUUACCCUGACGAGUUAUAUGCAGACGCUGUUCUAGCCCAGGCCUACUCCGGGUAAAUAACAAUAACACAAAAUAAGUCUCCUCUGUUCUGUCGCUAUUACAUCACUUUUUUUGUCUUUUGUUUUCAUAAUGCAAUGCACACGUUAUGAACUGUAUAUAUUGUAAAAUAAAAAUGGGUUUGUUUUACAUACUGUAUAAUUGCCUAUAUUUUGGUUCAGAAGUGUAACAGAUUUAUGAGAUGACAGGUUAACACAUUAAAAAGAAGGAUAUCAGCCA
Molecule: messenger RNA, 7603 nt
Organism: Labrus bergylta (ballan wrasse)
Lineage: Eukaryota; Metazoa; Chordata; Actinopteri; Labriformes; Labridae
Product: mitogen-activated protein kinase kinase kinase kinase 3
Biological process (GO): protein phosphorylation; intracellular signal transduction
Cellular component (GO): cytoplasm
Molecular function (GO): MAP kinase kinase kinase kinase activity; ATP binding
Source: RefSeq, a predicted model, not a curated record